Orbilia oligospora ATCC 24927 is the source of this 825-nucleotide messenger RNA. RefSeq lists its product as uncharacterized. The transcript is spliced from 4 exons. NCBI's taxonomy places the organism in Eukaryota, Fungi, Ascomycota, Orbiliomycetes, Orbiliales, Orbiliaceae. Gene Ontology annotation, molecular function: S-adenosylmethionine-dependent methyltransferase activity. Bases 1 to 825 code for a protein of 274 amino acids. The record is from RefSeq and is a predicted model, not a curated record.
AUGUCAGAACCUGGUCGCCUUUUGAAUCACUUUCAAGACAGACUGCGCAAGGAUCAAAGUGAUGGAUGGUCAAGUCUUUGGGAAACCGACGAAAGCGACCUUUGGGAUCGCGGUAAACCCUCGCCAGCACUAAUUGACUUCGUUGAGUGCUAUGGCCGAAACAUAUUUCACGACAUGAAGAAAGAUGAUCGUUGUUGUCGUCUUAAGGCUUUAGUACCGAUAAAGGGAUGCGGAAGAGGCUACGAAGUCAUAAUGCUAGCCCUACACGGCUUUGAUGCUUACGGUCUAGAAGUUUCAUCCAAAGUCGUGGAUAUUGCUAAGGAAUACGCUGAGAGCCAACUCGAAUCCCCCGACCCGAGCUUUUAUGGCGAGAAAAGGUCGGAAUAUGUUCGUGGAAGUGCGAAUUUUGUUCUGGGGGAUUUCUUUCAGAAAAAUUGGGAAACAAAUUGCGGCAUAAAGGAUGAUGAUAAAUUCGAUUUGAUAUAUGAUUAUACGUUCCUCUGUGCCUUGCUUCCAGAAAUGAGGUUCGAUUGGGCAAGAAGAAUGCAAGAUCUUCUCAAACCGGGAGGAGUUCUUGUUUGCCUUGAGUUCCCGCUAUGGAAAGAUCACCAAUCUGCUGGGCCGCCUUGGGGUCUUGAUGGAGUUUAUUGGAAUUUACUGGCAGAAGGUAAGGAUGGUAUUUUGACUUCUACACCAGCGUUGGCGACCAGAGAUGGAACAGACUUGAAGGGCCCCUUUACAAGGCUUGUACACUAUAAGCCUGAUAGGUCUUAUGACCAAGGCCGGGGCACAGAUAUGAUGAGUAUUUGGAGGCCGGCUUCCUAG